Molecule: messenger RNA, 1938 nt
Organism: Arachis stenosperma
Lineage: Eukaryota; Viridiplantae; Streptophyta; Magnoliopsida; Fabales; Fabaceae
Exons: 2
Coding region: 1-1938 (645 amino acids)
Source: RefSeq, a predicted model, not a curated record
AUGGCAAGUGAGGGAGAGAGUUUUCUAGCCUUAGUGCAUUGCUGUGGCAAAAUUAAAAAAAGCAAAAGCGAGGGUGUGAAGUUCACUGAUAGAGAACCACUGAGUGUUUUCAUCAGUUCGUCAAGCUCCUUAUCAGAUUUGAAGAACAGCAUCUUGCAGAAGCUUGGCGUGUUUGGUAGCAAGUGGGUGAAGAAACUAUACUACAAGAUCCCCAUCGCAGUUGUCUCGACCGGUGUUAAGUAUGAUACCUUUGUGGUUAAGGCUGAUGAAGAUCUUAGGGUUUUGUUCCAUUGCGUAAGGAGUUUUCCGGAGAUCAGAAUCCAUGAGUUGUUCGCGAAGUUGGAGGUCGGUGUUGAAAGUUCUGGGGCAUCCGCUCCAGUUCCUGGCUCGACUGCCGCCGGAGGUGCAUCUAGUUCGAUGCCGACCGUCAGACCGUAUCAUCCACCAAUAGCGUCCCCUUCAUUCGCAGUGGAUUUAGGCCGAAGAGAGGUUGUUGGUUCUGUAACUUUGGAGAAUGCACCAGUCGAUCAGCCUCCUCAUGAUGUCGGCACUGGGGGUGGCCUGUUAACUUAUAUGGAAGGAUUUGGUGGACCCGAUCGAGUAGAGAACGCAAUGUGUGACGAUGACUCUGAGCAGGAGCCUGUUGAUAUCGCAGGGGACAGCGACGAUGACACAGGUGCAAAUCCACAUACGCAGCAUAUGCCUUCAACUUCUGCCUCUCAACAGUACCCUCCACACUUCUCGACACUAAACUUGGAUGCUCUGGCUGAACAGGAGGACGGAGGUAACAUAGUCGGGGGCUCUUCUACAGAAUUUCAGAUCGGGCAAUCAUUCCAAAACAAAGAUGAAGCUGUGCUGAGUGUGAAGGACUAUAGCAUCCGGCGAGGUGUUGAGUACAGAGUCAUCGAAUCAGAUCAUCUGAAGUAUCAUGGAAAAUGCAAGGAAUUCGAGAAGGGUUGUACUUGGUUGAUUCGAGUAGCCCUGCGUGCACGCAAGGGCACUUGGGAGGUUAGGAGGUAUAACGGGCCACACACAUGCUUGGCAACCUCUAUUUCGAGUGAUCACCGUCAGCUGGAUUACCACGUUAUCUGUGCGAGGAUUCUUCCGUUGGUUAGGGCAGACGCUGCGGUUACGGUAAAGGUUUUGCAAGAAGCUACAGAAGCUGAUUACGGGUUCCGGCCUAGCUACAGGAAGGUCUGGAUGGCCAAGCAGAAGGCAGUGGCACAAAUAUAUGGCGAUUGGGAACAGUCGUACGCGGACCUGCCACGUUGGAUGUUAGGGGUCCAGUCAACAAUGCCUGGAACAAUCACGGUGUUGAAGACCUCUCCCGUUCGGCUUCGUGGUGAGAUUGACGAGUCGACGGUGUACUUUCACCGACUUUUCUGGACAUUUCCACCGUGCAUUGAGGCAUUCCGUCAUUGCAAGCCCCUUGUCAGUAUUGAUGGUACCCACCUGUAUGGUAAGUAUGGAGGAACGCUUCUGUUGGCAAUAGCGCAGGAUGGGAACUCGAACAUCCUGCCGAUAGCAUUUGCCCUUGUGGAGGGUGAGAAUGCAGAGUCGUGGUCAUUCUUCUUGUCCAACCUACGAGAGCAUGUAACUCCUCAGGAGGGUAUUCUUGUUAUCUCCGACAGGCAUAAUGGAAUCAAGGCAGCGCUUGAGGCACCGGAGAAUGGCUGGCUCCCUCCCCGUGCUUUCCGAGCGUACUGUAUUCAGCAUGUGGCGGCCAAUUUUGCCCUUACGUUCAAAGGUAAGGACUCAAGGAGGAUGCUUGUGAAUGCUGCCUACGCAAAGACUGAAGCAGAGUUCUAUUACUGGUUUGACAUCAUGCGGACUGAGAAUCCAGCAAUGUGUGACUGGGCCAACCGGAUGGAGUACGACAAAUGGACCCAACAUGAGGAUAGUGGGAACUCGCAACCUCCCGGUCACAUCUUUGGCUAA